Guillardia theta CCMP2712 is the source of this 1521-nucleotide messenger RNA. RefSeq lists its product as hypothetical. Gene Ontology annotation, cellular component: transcription factor TFIIIC complex. NCBI's taxonomy places the organism in Eukaryota, Cryptophyceae, Pyrenomonadales, Geminigeraceae. The coding region runs from base 1 to 1521 and encodes 506 amino acids. The record is from RefSeq and is a predicted model, not a curated record. Gene Ontology annotation, molecular function: protein binding. Gene Ontology annotation, biological process: transcription by RNA polymerase III. The transcript has 7 exons.
AUGCUGGGGAAGGAUCGUCUUCUCGCGCUCCUCCUGGGGUACUGCUGGGUGAGAGGCGAGGUGGAGCAAGACAGCGAGGAGGAGGAGGAGGACAUGGAGGAGGUCGACGAGGAGGGAGACGACGGGGCAGAGAACGAGGAGGACGAGGACGACGUCCUUCCCCUGCAGGACGUGGACAGCGACGAUGGUGAAGGAGGACACCUGGACAAGAAUGUCAGCCUCGAGAGAGAAUUCCAGCUGGGAAGGCACCUGGGAAAGCGCAAGGCAGGGGUCUCCUUCGGGCUUUCAGCCCAGCCCAGCAGGAGGCGAGCUGGAGCGGCGAGCAAGCGCAUCGUCCCGAAUCAGCAGAUGGACGACAUAGCGGACGACAUCUGGAAGGAGCUCGCGCCGAGGAAGAGGAAGAGGAGGAGGAAGCGAAGGGGGCUGGCCCGAGGAGGUUCCAGGAUGCCGCAGGAGGUGAAGGACAAGCUGGGGCAGGCGACCAUGAAGUACGCCUUCGGGGAGUUCGAGGCAGCGAUCGAGCUCUCUAAGGAGAUCAUUCGCAUCCUCCCGCACUCCGAUGUCUUUGCCCUGCUGGGGUCGAUCUACGAGGCCAAGAACGAGCUGUCCAGCGCCCUCAGCUGCAUCGUCAUCGCCGCCCUGCUCAACCCCAAGGACAUCAGCCUGUGGAAUCGAGCGGCGAGCAUGUCGAGAGACCUUGGCAACAUCCCUCAAGCGAUUUAUGCUCUCAACCGUGCCAUCAAGGCGGAUCCUGCUCCCGAGCUGCUGUGGGACAAGGCGUCCCUGCUGGUGGAGGUGGGCCAGACCAAGAGAGCCAUCGACGUGCUGCACACCCUCCUUAAGAAGCUGCCGGCGGAGGAGUACGUGAAGAUCUCGGAAGUGUCAAAGGAGCUCUCGCGCCUCCUCCACCAGUACGGGGACUCGCAGGCUGCUGUCAAGGUGCUGGAGAGCUGGCUGGACAUAAGGGAGAAGAGGAGGAUGCCGGAUGACCGGCCCCGAACUUUCAUGGAGUUCGAGCUGGACUGCGUGAACAUGCUGACCGAGUGCUUCUUGAUGCUGAAGCAGUCGGAGAAAGCUCUGAAGCUGCUGGGGAAGGUGAGAAGCUACCAGCCCAACGGGGACAUGCCGGUAGACCUCGUGGUGAGGGAGGGGAUAGCUCUGCUCCAGCUGGGCAGGGUGAGGAUGGCAGAGGAAUGCUUCCAGACGCUGUGGGCAUACUCGAUCGACGCCUGUGGGGACCUCUACCUUGACGUUGCUGAAUCCUACCGUCAGGCGGGCAUGACCUCGAGCGAGAUGCAUCACCGGGCUCAACUUCUAGAGGCUGUCAGGAUCUACAAGCAGCUGACAGCCACUGAGAUCCCUUCCUUGUUCAGGCAGGCAGACGAAGACAUUGUUCAUUGGAACCAGGAGACUUUCUAUAACCUCGGUCGAGCCUUCCAUCAGCUUUCCCUCUACUCCUUCGCCAUCCCCUGCUACGAGCAGGUUUUUGAGCAUGGGGCCGCCAAUGGCUGCUCUGAUUGA